AUGUCUGGAGCUCAAAAAAGAAAGAAGAAACAGAGGGAAGAAGCAUUAAUUCAAAGUCAAGCUGGAGAUAUUAGUAAGUACUUUACUAGCAAUAAAAAAGCGAAGAGGGAAGCGAAUCAGAAUGACCAUGCCAAUGAACAACAUGAUCAAUCUAUGAAUGAGAAUGAGAAUGAGAAUGAAGAAGCGAUUCAACUUGCCAAUGUGAAUGAAUUAAAUGAUACCGAGGUUGAAGACCCGAAGCAGCUUGAGAAUGAGGAAGUUGAUGUCAAUAUGAUUGAAGAUGUUCAACAUGAAGAUUUAAAUCAAGAGAGCUGCUUUCCUUUGAAUAUUGAUGAUCCAGGAAAUUGGGAUAAAAUUGAUCAAAAUAUUAGGGACUUCUUAGUUGAAAGGGGUCCAAAAAGAGAUGAUGGUGUCGAGUUGUUUCCCAAAGAUAGUUCUGGUAGACAUUUUGAUUCAUCACAUUAUAAGCGGUUGUUGCCAAAUGGGGAGAAAAGUGAUAGAAGAUGGCUAGUAUAUUCUAUUUCUUUAGACAAGAUUUUUUGCUUUUGUUGCAAAUUGUUCAAGACACAAAGAAAUAUGAUUUUAAUUGGCCAAUUGGCUAAUGAAGGAUACAAAGAUUGGCAUAAUUUGUCUCGGAGUCUUAGAAAUCAUGAAGCUAGUAAGGAGCAUAUUAGUUGUAUGACAAGUUGGAUUGAAUUGGAAAGAAGGCUGCAAAAAAAUAAGACAAUUGAUGAAAGCUUGCAAGUAGAAAUCAACAAAGAAAGAGAACAUUGGAGACAAGUGUUAAAGAGGAUAAUCGCUGUGGUGCAAAGACUAGCCAAAAAUAACUUGGCAUUUCGAGGAGAUUGUGAGAAGCUUUAUGUUGAAAACAAUGGCCACUUUUUGCAAAUGAUUGAAAUGAUUGCUGAGUUUGAUCCAAUAAUGGAAGAGCACAUUCGGCGUAGUCAAGCACGUCAGAUUCAUUAUACAUAUCUUGGUCCCAAAAUUCAAAAUGAAUUGAUACAAAUGUUGGCAAAUGACGUGAGAACUUCAAUUGUUACAAAAGUUAAACAAGCAAAAUAUUUUUCAGUCAUACUGGAUUGUACUCCAGAUGCGAGUCACGAGGAGAAAAUGUCUCUUGUGAUAAGAUGCGUGGAUGAUUCAGCAAACUCUGCAGUGGUAGAAGAAUAUUGGAUACAAUUUUUGAAGGUAGAUGACACAUCAGGGCAUGGACUUUUUACCGAGCUUAAAAAUGUGUUAAGCAAUCUUGAACUUGAUAUUGAUGAUAUAAGAGGUCAAGGGUAUGACAACGGAUCUAAUAUGAGAGGGAGACACAAAGGUGUACAGAGCAGGUUACUUGAAAUAAAUCCUAGAGCUUUUUAUACUCCAUGUGGUUGUCAUAGUCUUAAUCUGGCAUUAUGUGAUAUGGCGAAUUGUUGUCCUAAAGCUAUGUCAUUUUUUGGAGUGAUACAACGCAUCUACACAUUGUUCUCUUCUUCUACCAAGCGUUGGAAGAUUUUCAAAGAUCAUGUGGAAGGUUUGACAGUUAAGCCAUUGUCACAAACACGUUGGGAAAGUCAUGUCGAAAGUGUCAAACCUAUAAAAGAGCAGACUUCGCAAAUAAGAGAUGCUUUAGUUGACUUGGCAAAUACUAGUGAAGAUCUGAAAACAAAGAGUGAAGCUGAGUCUUUAGUAACACAUGAACUUGAGAACUUUGAGUUUUUGCUUGGCAUGGUAAUUUGGUAUCAGUUGUUAUAUGCAAUCAACACUGUGAGUAAAUGUCUUCAAGCUGAAAAUAUGGAUAUUGAUGCUGCUCUUAAAGAAUUAAAUGGACUUAUUUUGUUUCUUGAAGAGUAUAGAGAAUCCGGGCUUGAUAUGGCCAUGGAUGAAGCUAAACAAAUGGCAAGUGAAUUGGGAAUUGAAGCUGUAUUCCGCGAAAAACUCAUCAUUCGAAGAAAGAAGCAAUUUGAUGACAGUGGCAGUGAUGAGGUAAUGCAAUCAUCUGAAGAAUCUUUUAGAGUUAAUUACUUCCUCUUUAUAAUUGAUCAAGCCCGUUCUUCACUUCAAACUCGGUUCGAACAAUUUCAAAAAUAUGAAGAAAUUUUUGGGUUUUUGUUUAGUUUGGAGAGGUUAAAGUCUGCUGAUGAUCAUAGUUUAACGAUGUCAUGUGACAAUCUUGAGAAUUCUUUAACACAUAAUGGCCAUUCAGAUAUUGAUGGAUAUGAUUUAUUUUUGGAGUUAAAAAUCUUGAAAUGCUCUUUACCAAGAGAAACAAAAAGAGCAAUUGAUGUGCUGAAUUAUUUGAAGAAGAUGGAUGGUUGUUUUCCGAAUGCUUAUGUUGCUUAUAGAAUCUUGCUGACUAUACCAGUUACAGUUGCAUCUGCAGAGAGAAGCUUCUCCAAGUUGAAGUUAAUCAAGACUUAUCUUCGAUCAACUAUGUCACAAGAAAGAUUGAAUGGAUUGGCUAUGUUAUCAAUUGAGAAAAAAGUGGUUGAAAAACUUGAUUAUGCAAACUUAAUUACUACGUUUGCCUCCAAAACUGCGAGGCGAGUGGUAUUUAAGUAA
Rosa chinensis is the source of this 2544-nucleotide messenger RNA. Its product is annotated as zinc finger MYM-type protein 1-like. The coding region runs from base 1 to 2544 and encodes 847 amino acids. Gene Ontology annotation, molecular function: protein dimerization activity. The record is from RefSeq and is a predicted model, not a curated record. The transcript has a single exon. NCBI's taxonomy places the organism in Eukaryota, Viridiplantae, Streptophyta, Magnoliopsida, Rosales, Rosaceae.